GCAGACUCCCACCCCUCCCUCUGGUUGUGCAGCAGUUUGCGAACAGUUGUUGCCUUUAAGGAGCCUUAGGAAGACUCACUUGGUACAAGAUGGCGUCCCAGCAGCUCUGUUUGAGGUUUCUUGGGUUGGCUGCAUUGCUGACACUGACAACUCUCAGAGAUGUAUCCGGUGAGAGCCACCUGCAGAAGAUCUUAGUAAGAAGAAACGUGGCAGAAGCUGACCAUGUCCCACCCAGUUCUUCUGUUGCCAUCCCUUCUUCAAAGGCCCAAGAAUUUCUGGCCAAGCUGAGCAGAACAAAGAGAAAUGUUUGGGAUCGCAGCAGACCAGACGUCCAGCAGUGGAUCAUGCAGUUUAUGCAAAUGGGAUUCGAUGAGCAGAGGCUGGAGGCUGACCUGCAGUACUGGAUGGACUACGCCCGAUCCCAUGACCAGGGCCGUCAGCAUCACUACGAUGAAAACUCCCCCAUCGGCCCGCGGUCUUCUUACAGGCAUGGGGCAGAUGUCAACUAUGACUACUAUUAACGCCGCCCACACACACUCCAUGUUGUAGGAAGGUAAUGAAUGGUGAUAGAUUUCUUGCCUGACAACUUCGUCAAGGGAAUCCUGUCAAUUUAUCUCAGUUUCAUCCAUCAAUUAAAGUCUGUCUUUCUGCUUUCUAACUAUUCAGCUAACUUAAUUCCCUUCAAACUUGUGGACAAACCAAUCAGAAUAAAACAGUCCUUAAAGUAAAGUGGUUUAGCAAUGAUUUUUGGUGGCUUACCCUACUUGUAGGGGUGAUUAUAGACUGUACACUAAACUGCAAGGUGCUCUAAAUUUUUAAGUUAAAAUGCACCAAAGGAAUUUUUUCUUAAUAUGUGUUGAUUGGUCCUCUAUAAGUAAUUUGUUCACUAAAAAACCUGUGAGGCCUUUGGAAAACUGCUUAUCUUCAUUUUUACUGGCUUUUUGAAGCCACUGGAUCCUAUUCAGAGCUUUUACAGUUGACAUGUAGGUCAUUCACAGCUUACAUUUUAAUCCAUAUAUAUAUAUUUUCCUCUGGAGUUAAUGCUUCCCUUUUUUUCCAUUGUUUUAC
This is a messenger RNA of Cyprinodon tularosa, 1068 nucleotides long. RefSeq names its product ECRG4 augurin precursor a (gene ecrg4a). The record is from RefSeq and is a predicted model, not a curated record. Gene Ontology annotation, biological process: central nervous system development; cellular senescence; regulation of cell population proliferation. The transcript is spliced from 4 exons. Lineage: Eukaryota; Metazoa; Chordata; Actinopteri; Cyprinodontiformes; Cyprinodontidae. Bases 90 to 521 code for a protein of 143 amino acids.